Protopterus annectens (West African lungfish) is the source of this 2624-nucleotide messenger RNA. RefSeq names its product DMRT like family B with proline rich C-terminal 1 (gene DMRTB1). The transcript is spliced from 4 exons. Gene Ontology annotation, biological process: sex differentiation; regulation of transcription by RNA polymerase II. Gene Ontology annotation, cellular component: nucleus. Bases 37 to 1155 code for a protein of 372 amino acids. Gene Ontology annotation, molecular function: RNA polymerase II cis-regulatory region sequence-specific DNA binding; DNA-binding transcription factor activity, RNA polymerase II-specific. The record is from RefSeq and is a predicted model, not a curated record. Lineage: Eukaryota; Metazoa; Chordata; Ceratodontiformes; Protopteridae.
CAUGGGUAUAGACUAAUAGCUGUAACCCCUCCCGAUAUGGUAACUUCUUGGUACGUCCAUAACUUGAAACAUUGUAACUUAGUCAACGUAUUCAUUUUUUUCCGUGCUCUGAAGAAGAAGAGAAGGUGUCAGUGUAUUCACAACAUGGCUAACGUUGAAGGUGAACUUAUGAAAAACUCAAGAACUCCGAAAUGCUCCCGCUGCAGGAACCAUGGUUUCAUCGUGCCAGUGAAGGGCCAUGGUAGCAAGUGUAACUGGAAAGAGUGCCAGUGUGAAAAAUGUUACCUCAUCACUGAGAGGCAAAAAAUUACGGCAGCUCAGAAAACACUGAAGAAACAGCUUCCAAAAGAAGAAGAAAUAAAAGCCUGUUCAUCGGUAACUAGUUCUGGCAACCCGGGAGCAGGAGACACUUCAUCUUCAGUGGAGGGUGCCCGUGAGGUCCACAACGAAGACAGCCACAGAUCAGCAGGCUCUUCUCGAAUGGCGGUUGCUGCCUCUUCCCUCGUGGAGCGUGGCCCACAUGCCAUAUGUAAUGCAGUACCAAGCAGGGAAGAUAGUACAGAACGUGUAGCGGCACCCAACAUUGCUGAGAAAAGAAGGCCUCCGCCUCUCGAAGGAAGCAGCUUCCGAAGAGCUCAUGUACCUCCUGCCCUUUCUUUCCCCAAAUUUGGACCUGCUAUGCUGCCAUCAGACUAUACCAUGAGUACUGAAUAUCUGGAGAGGGAAGCUGGCCAUGUAGCAUUGUACAGGAGUAGUUUACCUCCAAAGACAUUCCCUGGGUAUCUCAGCAAUGCAUACCGCUAUCACCCAUUCUCCAUGCACUUUUCCAUUAAUCAGACAAGCUACAGAGGAAUACAUAUGCCAUCACCUGUUCCGCUUACUAGAGAAGGGUACAGACACAUGCCAUCCAGCUCGGUAUCAUAUCCUUCCCCUUCUUUCCAGAUGCCAGACGGUACUGACAGUUUUAGAGCAACAUUUUAUUCACCACCUCCACUUUUUGCUUCUGGCCUUUUCCCAGGAAUAUACGUUCCUAAGCCCGUUGCACAUGAAACCGGAAGGGAGACAGCUGGCACCUCUCCUGAUAGUCAAGAUUCUGAAGUGCCUGAUAGUCAAGAUUCUGGAGUGAUGUCCCAAGAGAGUCGAUCAUCUCCAUAAGGAAAUACAAAGACUAAUUCAAACAGUCUGAACAACUUGUAGUUAUUUUUUGUAAAUGACAAUAGUUCUGUUUUGCAAAUUUUAAACAGAGAAUAGCUGACUCUGUAUAGUUUAAAAUAAUGGUUUCCCACUUGUUGUAUGAUUGUGUUUAUUAUUUAUAAAUAGCCGGUGAAGGAACUGGAGCACUUGUAAUGAUUAUAGGAUAAUUCCUUUAUAACUGAGGAGCAGUCAUGCAACACGAUUCUCUCCAUCAUUAUGGACAAUGACUUUGGACAACUAUAACUGUCAGACUGCAGCACAUUUGGGAUUGUGAAGGGAAAGCUAAGGGAUCAGAGAUAAGCAUGUUGUACCCAAUCAGGAAAGCAGAGUGACUGAAGGUAAGAAUGAGGUACCCAUCAGGGAAAAAAAGUAACUGUCAGUAAGAAUGAGGUACCCAGUUAGGAAAACAAUGUAGAUACGCAUAAGAUAUCCAUCUGGGAAAGCUAAUUGAUAUGAGGUAAGAAUUAAAUGUCCGCUUGAGAAAGCUAAGUGAUUGGAGAGAAGGAGUUAGCAUCUGUAGCCUGAUUGUUGAUUAAACGAGCACCUGGCAGGCUAGCAAAAGAUGGGAAAAUUACAUAUAUUAACUGUCCCUUAGAUCAUAAGCUGACUGGAUUAGUGGUGUACAAGUUAUUUUUUUAUGCUCCAUGGAAGUUCAUUCAUGAAUAUAUUUUUAAUGAAAGUAUUAUUGCUUCUCCUUUUUUUUUCAGUUUUCAUUUAGAUGUGGUCAUGGUUCCCCCAUCCCUCCAAACUGAUAUAGAUCUACCAGAAUGUCUUGUUUAAUUAUAGACACAUUUAUUGACAAAUAGUUGUUAACAGUAAUUCUAGUUCAGUUUCUGUACAUAGUUUAGCCGUUAAACUUACCUGUCGUCCUUAUUUAUUGCCUUCACUGGGUAAGUUCUGAAUUACAAAACUCUGAAACAAGCUAUAUAUGUGUGUGUGUCAGAAGUGUAAUCUGAAAUAAUUCAGACAGUAGAAUUGCUAGUGUGGAUUUAAAAUAUAGAUUGCUUUUAGUACUACAGAUGUAAAUAGGAAAUAUUUGCAAGCUGGGAAUAAAAAGUCUUGAUUUUAGGCAUGUUAUACAAUAUACCAUAACUUUAAUUUUAUUUUUUUAUUAUUUUUGAAGGCAUCACAUUUCUGCUUACAUUGUCAGAGAAUAACAAUUAUUUAUCUAUUCAGUCCUGCAAUGUCAAACAUACUGUAAAAAGUGAUAUUUUUGGAGGCUUGUAAUACAGUGCAGCUAGCAUUAAUGAUGGAUGUAAGCUGAACUCUAAAAUUUGAGUACAUGUAGUUUUAUAUACAUAUUAGAUCCAGGCAUACAAAAUAGUUAUACUGUGCAUGUGUGCUUUAUGUUAGAGGCCAUAGCUGUUUAAACCACAGUAUUGCAUAUGUUGUAAAGAAGUUUAAUAAAAGUUGGCAAUCAGAAUGCAAAA